This is a messenger RNA of Blepharisma stoltei, 372 nucleotides long. NCBI's taxonomy places the organism in Eukaryota, Ciliophora, Heterotrichea, Heterotrichida, Blepharismidae. The record is from the annotation of a GenBank genome assembly.
AUGUCCCAUGAUCGCAUCGAGGUCAAAGAAUACAUUCAGUCUAUCCCCUUUGAAGAGCGACUACAAAGAUCUACCCAAAUGCGAAUAGACAACCAAGGGAAAAUUCCAGCAAUUUUAAUCAAGGCAAAAUCAUGCACAUAUAAACUGCCUGUACAGAAAUUUUCAAUUGACGGUUCAAUGACAAUGGGAAGUUUGCUAUUUGCGCUGAGAAAAUAUAUAUGAUUGAAACCUACAGAAGGCUUAUAUGUUUAUAUAAAAGAUACACUUCCUAUGCUUAAUUCGAGAUUGGCUGAUUUAUAUGAGCGAUAUAAAGAAGAAGACGGGUUUUUAUAUUUAGUGUGUGCUCAUCAAGAAGAUAAAGGCUUUAUAUAA